Cyanistes caeruleus (blue tit) is the source of this 6530-nucleotide messenger RNA. RefSeq names its product opioid receptor kappa 1 (gene OPRK1). Gene Ontology annotation, cellular component: neuron projection; plasma membrane. Gene Ontology annotation, biological process: G protein-coupled opioid receptor signaling pathway; neuropeptide signaling pathway; sensory perception of pain. NCBI's taxonomy places the organism in Eukaryota, Metazoa, Chordata, Aves, Passeriformes, Paridae. Gene Ontology annotation, molecular function: dynorphin receptor activity; neuropeptide binding. The record is from RefSeq and is a predicted model, not a curated record.
GAAUUCUGGGCUUCUCACAUGGUGUGGGACAGCUAGAAAAAAAUGUACAGUAAUUAAGGUGCUGCCUUUUUCUUUAGCUGCCAGCUUCUGACUUUGGAGUUGCAGGUGUAAAGGAACAGGGACACAAUGAGAAAUGUUUUGGACACACAGUUGUGGAGUUGAGACAUGAGAGAGCUGAUGGACCAGGCAAGGCAUCUAAACUUAAAAUUCCUCUUUUAUUCAAUGUCUAAUAGUCUGAAAUCCUGUGGGAUUCAAUAAGGUAAAGAGGAUUAUUUCUUGAGGCCUGGGAGUGCAGGGGAAUUGAGGAAAGACAACUUGGAAAAGUGUAUUAUAAUAAGCAUUCAUUCAUAACAGAACUUAUUUCUUGCUUUUCUUUUAAUUUAUCCGCAUCUCGGUGUUUAGAAAGAAGUCAUGUGAGCCUCCGAGCUGCGGGGACAGAGACAGUGGAGAACGUGUGCAUCAGUGCAGAGUGCUGCUGGAGCCCUGGCAGAGCGAGAGGGAGGCAGAGGGAGCCUGAGAGAGAAAAGGCGAAGUGGUGGGAGCUGGAACAGCAGCAACUGCUGCUGCUGCUGCACGGAGCAGCUCAUGCCUGGGAACCGGCUCUGCUGCCAGCACGCCUCUCUGAGGGCGCAGGUACCUCACAUUCAAAAGUCCUAGGUGGUCAGUGGCACUUCCAGGAGCCAAGCACAGCGGCUUUAUUCUUUUCUUUUCCUGCAAAGAGCACCUGUUUGAGGACUCCGCUUCUUUUCCUGGACUGAAAGCUUACUUGCCUCCUGCUGGGUGCACUCUCCUCCUGGUUUCCCUCCUGCCUGUGGGGACUGUACCCCUAUGGAUGCCCCCAUACAGAUUUUCCGUGAGGAGCCUGACUCCACCUGCUCCCCAGGGCCCUGCCGACCCGCCAGCACCAGCAGCAGCUGGCUCUCGGGCUGGCCAGACUAUGACAGCAAUGCCACUGGGGCAUUUGGGGACGGCCAGCACAACAACACCAGCAUCUCCCCUGCCAUUCCCAUCAUCAUCACUGCUGUCUACUCGGUGGUCUUCGUCGUGGGCUUGGUGGGAAACUCCCUGGUCAUGUUUGUCAUCGUAAGGUACACGAAGAUGAAGACAGCGACCAACAUCUACAUCUUCAACCUGGCUAUGGCAGAUGCACUUGUUACCACCACCAUGCCUUUCCAAAGCACCGAGUACCUGAUGAACUCCUGGCCAUUUGGUGACGUGCUGUGUAAAAUAGUGAUUUCUAUUGACUAUUAUAACAUGUUUACCAGCAUUUUCACCCUCACCAUGAUGAGUGUUGAUCGGUACAUUGCUGUCUGUCAUCCUGUGAAGGCUCUGGACUUUCGUACACCUCUCAAAGCGAAGAUAAUCAACAUCUGUAUCUGGCUGCUGUCCUCGUCUGUUGGUAUAUCAGCAAUAGUUCUUGGAGGUACCAAAGUAAGGGAAGAUACCGCUAGCACUGAAUGCUCCUUGCAGUUUCCAGACAGAGAUUAUGUGUGGUGGGACAUCUUCAUGAAAAUCUGUGUCUUUGUCUUUGCAUUUGUUAUUCCAGUCCUCAUUAUAAUUGUUUGCUAUACCCUGAUGAUUCUGCGCCUGAAAAGCGUGCGGCUUCUCUCCGGGUCUCGAGAAAAAGAUCGAAACCUGCGUCGCAUCACCAGGCUGGUUCUUGUGGUUGUGGCAGUUUUUAUUAUCUGCUGGACUCCUAUUCACAUCUUUGUGCUGGUGGAGGCCUUGGGGGACGUGUCCCACAGUACUGCUGCCAUAUCCAGCUACUACUUCUGCAUCGCUCUGGGUUACACCAACAGCAGCCUCAACCCAAUCCUUUAUGCGUUUUUGGAUGAAAACUUCAAGAGAUGCUUCAAGGACUUCUGCUUCCCCCUCAAGAUGAGGAUGGACAGGCAGAGCACCAGCAGAGUCAGAAACACUGUGCAUGACCCAGCUUACAUGAGGGAGGCAGGUGGGGCAAACAAACCUGUAUGACUAGUCGUGGAAAUGUCAUCUUACUGUCCUCAGGAGAGAGAGGAGUCCAAUGACCUAGGACUGACGCAGAUUACCACUGCAGUUUGAAAUUGACUCACCCAGACAGACAUUUCUGGAAUAUUUCAGAAAUCCCAGCAGUUUCAGCUAAAGCAAGUUUAUUAUUGAUAAACAAGAACUGCCUGAAAAUGAGCUCAGAUGAAAAGGACCUGGAUGAUGGCCAGGUUUUGGCACUGUAUCUGUCACACUCGAGCCAGCACUAAAACACACUUUUGCAGAGAGAAGAGAUAGUGUCACACCAGGUGAUUCUGGAUAAGAAUGGUUCUGGCUCUUCUCUUUACAAUAUGUAACAUUGUAAUAAGCAACAUUUGGUCCUAAAAGAACUAUACCAGAAGCUUCUGCCCCAGCAGUGAUUGCUUCUAAAGUAGGAAGUUUGACAACCUCGUCCUCUUUAACAGUGUUAGGUUUCUGUGAACAAUACCAGAGCUAUAAUCAAUAUUGUCCUCAAUUAAUAUAUCUUUGUAACCUUUGUUUGUGCUGUGAAAAUCCAAUUUAAGCAUGAUCUACCUACACACCAAAGUGAUUUUAUUGUGUCUGUGUAUGAUAAAGCUUUUUGGCAUUCAAAAAUAUUGGAAUUUAAGGAAAAUUGUUAUCACAUGUUUGAUCACCUGUGUGUAAUGUUUUGUAUGUGUGAUUUUCCAAGGUGGUUGUUUCUUUAUUGAGUCUGAAUAAUAUAAUAUGCAUUUUCAGAGUGUAUAUUGAACAAGAGGCUAGAAAACUUCAAAUGCUUCAUCAAAAUUGAUGAAAAGCUGUGUUACAUUCAUUCCAUGGAGGAAACACUCUCAUGUGUAACUUGUUUUCCUGGACAAUAUGUAAGCAGGCUGAAAUAAAUAUCUGACAAAUUAGAAACAAGUUAAGUAGCACAUGAACUAACUGGAUUGAUACAAAGGAAAUUAAAUAUUACUGGAUGAUUUAAUGGCAUUUGAUGGAAAAAGUUCCUGGUUUAUUGAUGUUGAUAUAUUUUUUUUUUAUACAGGCCAUUAAUUCAGUAAUUUUCUCUGUUUUCCUGUGAAGAUGGAGGUGUCAAGGCACAGCUAAAUAACUUACUAGCUUGCUGAAGAUAAAUUUAUGGUUAAACUGAGCCUAACUUCCAGUCUGCAGACUUCUGUCUUCCUGAAGUUAUAUGUUGCAACUCCCACUACUGCUGUUGCUGAAAUUUGGAGGAAUGCUCUCAUUGCCAUCACCCUGAACAGACACACAGAUACAGAUAUAUAUCUUGUUAAUUUUGUUCUUUUACAAAAGAAACUAUAAGGUGGGUGCCUUCACUUCAUGGCAAAUUUUCUCAGAAACACAAUCUGAUUUGGUCCUAACAGACCAAAAAUGCUUUAUGCACACCAGCAUAAAUAAUGAGUUUUUUGUUGGACUAGCUGGCAGUCCAGUUCUGGAGGAAGUGCUGAAGAUAUUCAGCCUUCUGCAGGACUUCCAUAUACUCUAUUGUUAAUACAGUCAUAUAUAUCAAAUAUUUUUGAUACCAGGUUGAUAAAUGCUGUUAUUGUUGAAAUAUUCAAGAUAACUCUUUCUGAACAAGUCUAGUGCUUUCUGAUUUUUUUCUAUGUGAAGAAUGAAUAGCUGACCUCAGGAUGCUUGCUUUACCUGGGGAAAUGAAUGAUGUUCACACAAUGCUGAGUCUCAUCUCCUAUUCUGUCAUUCAUUCAUUUUUCUUAACAUGCAUCCACCUUUCUAAAUUAAGUCCUGACCUUUAAAUGGCCACAAAAAAAGAAUGUUUAAGGCAAAAAUUGAAAAUCCAAGGUGUUUAUCAAGUUAGGAGCAAGUGAAAUGGGAAAGAACUAGAAUCUAAUGAACUAUUUUCAUUCAAAAUAACCAAUGUUCUUGUUCAUGACUUACCAUUUGCAUAUGUAUGUCUGUGCUUGAAUAGAGUUUUUGUUCUACACAUUAUGUGCAAUGCUCUGCAUUGUAAUGAAAAAUCACUGUUCUUAAUUUGCAAAAAGGAGGCUUCUAAUAAUAUUUUUUCAGGUUUAUGUUUUGAAGAAGGAGAUCAUCAUUUCUAUCACAGUGGGAGGAAAGUAUAACUUCCUAACAAUUAAGCUUGCAAAAUGUUAUAAGAAUGUGUCCUAAAGGUUUAUUUCUAUCAUGGAUCAUUAACAGCCAAAUUAGUCUGAAUGCAGUAGAAAGAUGUCUCGGAAGUUUUCUUGUCAAAUUGAGCAGCUUUUGAAGCUACACUUCACUGAACAACAGCAGAAAACUGGCCAAGGUAUCUUCAGCACACGAGGAAGAGCAUUAAAAAUGAUACUAUGGUUUUGCUCACAGGAUCUGCCUCAAGAUGACUGAAUUCCCAUUGCAAAGCACUUCACAUUCUUUGUGACUCCAGGCCAGUGACUUGCCUUGUCUCUUGCUCUGGCUCCAGGAGGCAGCAAGAGGUGAAGGCAGGGUAGGAGCUGCCUGGCCCAGGAGUAGGUCUGGGUGGGGAAUGGGGCAGCAGGGACAGGCUGUGCUGUCCCAUGGGCCCUGGAGGAAGGCAACAUGUGGCAGACACACGUGGGCAGCCUGGGAAUUAGUUGUACUUGCUGCAACCACUCUUACCUCCCUUUCUUUUUGGAGGUUCCAAAAAUUCAAUACUGCAAAAGCAUGGUCACGGACCUGCUUGUGGGCCUAAACUCCAGUCAAUCAACUAGUGUGGAUAGUUAACAUCUCACUUUCUGUGUUUUCUGCUUCUUUUAACUGAGAAAUCUUUUAUUUGGAAAAUAUACUUGGUGUUCUGGUCCAGGACAGAACAACAGAUGGCAGAGAAAUAAUGCUCAGAUGCUGAGAAACCCCAAGUUUUGUUAAUGAGCAAUACCUCAACAUGCUGAGAAAUUCAGAGGAAAACUGAAAAUUACAUUUUUUUUCCUGUGAAAGGCAAAGGGAAAACAUACCAAUAUGAGCCAGAAUUCCUUUUGGUUCUGGUAAAUUAAUGAAGUCUUUGCAAAGAAGACAGGGAGAUUGUGCUGGGAUUUUUAUUUUCCUUAAUUGUUUAUCAAUUCUUAAUCAAAUAAUCGUUGUAAAUAUAUGGCUGUUUUCUUCCCAUUGAAAUUUUUUCUUCAGCAAAAAUGUGGAUUCAGCAAAAAUGAUUGAGUUUGUGAUAACUUAUGUAAUCUGUCAAAUAAAAAAAAUUAAUUGUGCCUGGAUAAUUUUUAACUGCAUCUUACAGGUGUGCAAUACAAUAUAGUGAGUGCAUCUAUUCAAUGCCAGAGUGAUAGACUGAAAGAUAUUUCAAUUUGAUUGGAUAUUUGACUGAAUCAAAGUAUUUUGGCUUGGGUCUUUCUUUUUGUUGGACUGCAUGUGGCUUGGGAACUGUUGCUGCAUAAAGCCCUGAUGUGCAAGGUGGAAUGAUCUCAGACUCAGAACACUUAGUUAAAAGUGUUUUGACAUCCAACUGUGUGGCUAAUGCAAGAGUGUGCAAGCACUGGGAGCUGCUUGCUGAAGGGAAGCAGCUGAGAGCAGGAGCUGCUUCCCCUGCUGCUUUGGGACAGGUAAAACCUGUCACACACUGUGUGUAAGGACUGCUCAGCUUUAGGUUACACCACUGUGAUUUAGCCACAGCUGGCAACAAAAAACAACAGAGUCACUUUCUCACUGCCUGUUCCCUCCCCUCCAAAAAACUUGUGGGUUGGGAUAAAAACAGUUUAUAAUAGAAACAAAGUAAAAUAUACUAAUAUUAAUACUAAUGCUAACACUAGUAGUAAUAAAAAGGAGACUGUGCCUGUCUCCUCUUGGCCAAUUCCUCCCAGUUUACACACUGAGCAUGAAAUCCUGUGGCAUGGGAUAUCUCUUUUGGCAAGAUUGGGGCAGCUGUUCUGGCUGUGCUCUCUCCUCUCUUCUUGUGCGUGCUGGCAGAGCAUGGAAAAUUGGAAAGUCAGGGUAAGACUUGCUUGGCCACAAAUAGAACAUCAGUAUGUUAUCAACAUAUUCUUUUACUAAAUCCAAAACACUGCCCAGUACCUGCUGCUCGGAGGAAAACUAAUGAUAACCCAGCUGAAACCAAGACAAUAAUUUCUGGGAAAGAUUCUUGGAAGUUACCAGUGUACUUCCCCUCCAACGUUGAUUUUUAGCUGGCAGCAAAUCUAAAUUCUCUUAUUCCGUUUCCAAUUAUGUUAAUACCAAUGGCAACAUCUCAGAUGUUACGGAUCUACAGAAGGGAAAUACCCAUCUCCUUCAUAAGUAAACAAGCCCUGGGGCAGACUGAUAGCUGUAGGAAUCUGGGUUGCUACUUUGCUGCUAAAAGGAAUAGCAAAAAUACCUGCAGCUUUGUACUCUACUGCUAAGUUGCAGCAAUCCCUGUAGUAAACCUCAUGCAGGUGUUCUUGUCUAUUAGUGAUUUAAUGGUGUGAAGACUUGUUAGUGGGUACACAGUAUGAGAAAAUUGUAUUGACAAUGACAGCAGUUUAGGAAAGUGCUUAGAAAAAGUGUAUAGAAGCUAGGAGACAUGAAAAAUAAAGGCUGUGAGCACGUGUGAACCAAUGUAUCAGUGUACAGGAUUUCUUCUUGCUUUUAAUUUAUAA